Molecule: messenger RNA, 468 nt
Organism: Miscanthus lutarioriparius
Lineage: Eukaryota; Viridiplantae; Streptophyta; Magnoliopsida; Poales; Poaceae
Source: the annotation of a GenBank genome assembly
AUGGCGAGCGGCGCUUACCCCGUGCAGCUCCUCCACCGCCCCGGCGCCGCCGAGGGCCAAUGGCGCAACCUCGGCGCCGCCUACGCCGCCGUGACCUUCCUACGCCCGCAGGGGCAGUCCCUCGUCCUGUACGCCGCGGGACCCGACGGCCAGCCGCAGCAGCCGCGGCGCAUCGUGUUCGUGUACCCGAUCCUCCCCGGCGACGCCUUCGAGCGGCUGGACGGCGCGACGCUGUCGUGGGCGGAGCCCGAGUCCGGGGAUGAGUUCGCGCUCUGCUUCCUCGACGACGACGCCGCGUGCGGGGCCGUCUGCGGCGCCAUCGCCCCGGUGGUGAGGACCCCGGCGGCGGUCGACGGCAUCGCGGACAUCCUGGCGGGGCUCCGCGUGGCGAGGGAGGAGGGCGCGCCGGCGCCCGGCGGAGCGGACAUCGCCGCGCGGCUCGCGCGGCUCAGCAUCGGCCGCCCGUGA